GGCCACAGCUAACUAGUCCGACACAGCACUCAACACUUCCAGGAUGAACAACAACCAAAACAUCAGACCACUCACCACACUCAACAACAACAACACCAGACCAACACUACACAGUCUACAGCCCAUCAACAACAACAGCAACAACAGCAGCAACAGCAACACCCAAGAACAACCACUCUCAGCAAGCUCACUCUCAGCACCAGAACAUUACUCAAACCCAUCAUCAUCCGUCAGUAGGGCAAGCUCAGCUAGGAGCACAUCAAGCGUACAGGCAGUCCCAUUCAGAAUACCCACCAGACUCACAACCACCACCACCACCACCACAACAACAACAACAACAACAACCAACACCUCAAACUCACCAUCCAAUAUCGACCAACUCAUGAUCACUAAUAUCAACGAUCAGCUCAUACAACCACUCCAAAACCUGUCCAUCCAUCAGCCUCCAUCAUCAACCUCAACUCAAACAACAAUAAUCGAACAGCAAAAAAACUUACCCCGUCCUGAACUCCCUCGUAAUCCCUCUACCUCGAGUACCAACAUCAACUCAGCACGAAAGGGAAUCAAAGAUUUCAUUGUCGGGGAUAUCUUGGGAGAAGGAUCUUAUUCAACGGUCUAUCAUGUUAAGGAUAAACAAGUACCCGAUAAGGAGUAUGCACUCAAAGUGCUCGACAAACGUCAUAUCCAAAAGGAGAAGAAGACCAAAUAUGUGGCCAUCGAACGGGAUACUUUGAACUUACUCGACCAUCAUCCGGGCUGUAUUCGAUUAUAUUCGACCUUCCAAGAUGAAUGCUCACUCUAUUAUCUUCUGGAAUAUGCGCCCAAGGGUGAAAUCCUAAGAUCUAUCAAGACUUUGGGAUCUUUUUCAACAGAUUGUGCUAGGUUUUAUGCUGCUCAAAUCUUAUCUGCGAUCGAACAUAUGCAUUCUAGAGGAGUCAUUCAUCGAGAUAUCAAACCUGAAAAUAUCCUAUUGGACUCUGAGAUGCGGAUCAAGAUCGCCGAUUUCGGAAGCGCCAAGAUCUUACACCCAUCCUCAUCUACAUCAACAGUGACAACGACGGGUAAAGAACCAGGUUCCGAGCGAUCUCAUUCGUUCGUAGGCACGGCUGAAUACGUCAGUCCGGAAUUACUAGUACAAAAAGUGACCAGCAAGAGCUCGGAUUUGUGGGCGUUCGGUUGUGUGUUAUUCCAGAUGAUCACGGGCGUCCCACCUUUCCGGUCUCGGAGUGAAUACCUGACUUUCCAGAAGAUCACUCAUCUAGAGUACGAGUUCCCGGUGGGAUUCCCUUCGGAUGGCCAGGAUCUGGUCUCACGGCUGUUGGUGCUAGAACCCGAGAUGCGGAUCGGGGCCUCGAUGGAGCGCGGGGGAAUCGGGGAGAUCAAGACACACGCCUUCUUUGACUCGGUCGAUUGGGACCGACUCUGGGAGCUCCUCCCGCCCGUUCUCCAUCCGGGCCUCGUCGUCGCUGCCGCCCCUCCUCCCGAGAGCCUCGACCAGCAGCCGCAACCUGGGCCGGUCUAUCUCCCCGAGUUCUUCCAGCAAGACCUUCUCUCCCCUGAUCCCCCGCUUCUUCCCUCCCCUGACCCUCCAUUCCCACCUCCUGAGCCUCAUCCCCCUUCCGCCGGCCUCGGCCUCGCCCUUCUCGACUCUCAUGAGCACCUCCUCACCCAUCCUGUCGAUAGCGAUGUCGAUCUCGUUCACCAACCCGAAUCCAAAGCCUCCCUUGGUAAUGCACUCUCGAAACGUAAAUCUUGGUUGCUCGGAGCUGGGCGUAGGAAAUCUAAGGAGGACCAUUUCGUCUACUCUUCAAGUGGUGAAAUGACUUGGGCAGAAGUGUAUCUACCGAACGAGCUAGUGAUCUAUUCCUCGGUCGUCAAUGAGCUUUGGGGGAUUCCAGGCAGUAGUAGUAGUUACAGUCACAGUACUACCACGAGUUCAGGGAAACCGGCGACGGCAAGCAAGAUGGUCGAGAGCUUGAGGGGGAAGAAGAAGAAGAAACGACAGCUGAUCCUCACCGAUUUUCCGCGUCUGUUGUGUGUCAAAGAGGACGGCAAGAGCUCGAAGGUUCGGGUGAAGUUUGAGGUGUUGUUCAAGCCCUUGCCGAGUCCUACUACGACCACGUUCACGAUCACUAGUCCGGUCGAAUCGAGGGAUGGAGGGGAAGAAGGGGGAGUGGCGCAUCAGAGACUUGCCGAGGGGCAUUGUAAGACCCCCUCUGCAGCCUCAUCGUCCUCGCAUCUCACAUACUCUUCUUCCGCUAGUCACUCCACCGCUACUCGCAGUCAUCCGCAGCAGCCCGAACUAGCGUCGCCCCGAGCUCCCUCUGUCGAGCCUCUCCAUCCUCCUCCUCAUCAACAUCAUCUACUGCCUAAUCAACUCUUGCUCUUCAAGAAAGUCGAGAUCGAAAACCCGCGUUGUUUUAAAAUCGAAACCGUUCCUAUCGAGUAUAAUAAUAAUAGUAAGAAUACUCAUAAUGCUAAGCAGCAACAACAGCAACAACAACAAAAGUGUUGUUGGUUUAGGUUCGAAGAUAAGUCUGAUGCUGCCCAACGUUGGACAGAUGAGAUCAAUCUAGCGUUUCAUGUUGCUAAUAAUAAAAAUCACAAGAAAUGAACCGUUCUUUAUCUUUUUUAUUUAUGUACUUUUUAUUUUUAUUUUCCUGAUACAACUGUAUGUAUUUUUUUUCUCUCUCUCUUUCUUUUUUUUUUUUUUUUUUGGUUGGGUGGGUGGUUCAGGUUGGUUUAUCUUUGUCUUUUUUUUUUUUUU
This is a messenger RNA of Puccinia graminis f. sp. tritici CRL 75-36-700-3, 2767 nucleotides long. RefSeq names its product AGC/PDK1 protein kinase. The transcript is spliced from 9 exons. Gene Ontology annotation, molecular function: protein serine/threonine kinase activity; ATP binding. Gene Ontology annotation, biological process: peptidyl-serine phosphorylation; intracellular signal transduction. Bases 44 to 2614 code for a protein of 856 amino acids. Lineage: Eukaryota; Fungi; Basidiomycota; Pucciniomycetes; Pucciniales; Pucciniaceae. The record is from RefSeq and is a predicted model, not a curated record.